CAGGUCAUUCAACCAUGUCUGGUGGCGGAAAGGAUCGUAUUGCUGUGUUCCCUUCGCGAAUGGCCCAAACGGUCAUGAAAACGCGUCUGAAGGGAGCUCAGAAAGGUCACUCACUACUGAAGAAGAAGGCUGAUGCCCUGAAUAUGCGUUUCCGUGAUAUUUUGAAGAAAAUCGUAGAGAACAAGGUGCUUAUGGGCGAAGUAAUGAAAGAAGCUGCGUUUUCCCUAGCAGAAGCGAAAUUCACGGCCGGCGACUUCUCACACACCGUCAUUCAGAAUGUUUCACAGGCACAGUAUCGUGUUCGUAUGAAGAAAGAAAACGUUGUCGGUGUUAUGCUACCAGUCUUUGAAGCUACUGCAGAAGGACCUGAUGCGUAUGAUCUGACAGGUCUUGGAAAAGGAGGAGCUAACAUUGCUAAGCUGAAAAAGAAUUACAAUAAGGCCAUUGAACUUUUGGUAGAACUUGCCACCUUACAAACAUGCUUCAUUACUCUGGAUGAGGCUAUCAAAGUCACCAAUAGGAGAGUCAACGCUAUCGAACAUGUGAUCAUUCCGCGUAUCGAAAACACACUGUCCUACAUUGUUACGGAGCUGGAUGAAAUGGAAAGAGAAGAGUUCUUCAGAAUGAAGAAGAUUCAAGCAAACAAGAAGAAACAGAAGGAGUUAGAAGCAAAGGAACGUGGUAUACGAAUCGAAGAAGCUGAAAGAGCUGAAACCCAGGCGAGAAACCUACUAGCGAAUGAAGACGACCUUCCUGUUUUAUUUAAUUAGUACUUUUAGUCAACCUUUCUUGCUAUGUAUGCUUUUUAUUUUUGUUCAUACGAAGUUAGAUCCCUUUGCUUGCCCAGUCAUUUCAAGUCACCUUAUCAGGCGACAUGUUGGCUCAGGAUUGCUUACCGACCAGUGACGUAAGAGCCACUGUUGAAUGCACUUUGAUCCUGUUAAUUCCCACAGUGUAGAUAAGUAGGUAAAAUAAGUUCACUAGAUCAUUUGGUUGUCGAGCCGCGCUGUGAUGAAAGGUUGUAUAAUUUUGUAAGAGUCGUGAUAUUC
Molecule: messenger RNA, 1049 nt
Organism: Cylicocyclus nassatus
Lineage: Eukaryota; Metazoa; Nematoda; Chromadorea; Rhabditida; Strongylidae
Source: the annotation of a GenBank genome assembly